Molecule: messenger RNA, 4363 nt
Organism: Microplitis demolitor
Lineage: Eukaryota; Metazoa; Arthropoda; Insecta; Hymenoptera; Braconidae
Gene: pnut
Product: septin-7
Exons: 11
Coding region: 692-2683 (663 amino acids)
Biological process (GO): cilium assembly; cytoskeleton-dependent cytokinesis
Cellular component (GO): septin complex; cell division site; septin ring
Molecular function (GO): GTPase activity; GTP binding; molecular adaptor activity
Source: RefSeq, a predicted model, not a curated record
UCAGUCGUGUCGUCAUUGAAUGUAAACUAAAAAAACUCUCUUCUUACUCUUCAUACUCAUACUCGUACUCACUACGAUCUACUAUACAUCCACUAUUACAAAAGUAAAAGAGUAAAAAGUAACGAGUAACGAGUGUUGACUUAAAUAAAAAUGGUGGUACAAAUACGAGUAUAGUGUCUCAUACUCCAUACAUACCCAUAUACAUACUCAUAUAUACAUAUAUAUACAUAUAUACAAUAUCUCAAGACGUGGUGUUGCCGUAUCUGACGAGCCCGAUACAUAGGGGCUGGUGAUACAUCUGCGCCAGGCGUGGUCACUUAUUCACGACUCACGACACCACCAACGUAUACCUCUACUACUAAAGUUAAGACCAAAGAGAUAUACUUGUAUAUUUAUAUAUACGUAUACUAUAAGCCGAGUCAUAGCUGUAGUCCGUAGCCAGUACUCAGUACUCACACAUAGACAAGAACGUUGGAGAUCCAAGAACUCAUUGUAAUUUGUGCAAGGAAACCAUCAACAUAUCAAGUAAACCCAAGCAACCAUCGAGAGCGUCAUCGUCCUCGUUGUCUAGUCACUUUGACGUUAUUCGUCAGUGGGAAUUGAAGACUUGCAUAGGAAUAGGACUAAAAAAAAAAAGCGUAUAUAUAUUAAUUAAAAACACGUAGAGUACAAUUACCACGUGAAUUUAAAAAUGUCGACGGAAAACCAUAACGGGAGUACACCCCACGCAAAUGGAAGUGUUAAAACAGCAAUCGGGAAUAGUUUAUCAAGUGUAACAGCAGCACAGGCAUCAAUCACACAACCCAGGACACUGUCAUCAUCAACAACCAACAAUACAUCAUUUUUAUACAGCAACAACUCGACACUAAAUAGAGAAAAAUCUCGACAAGCACCACCGACGUUACCCAAAUAUACGUCGAGUUUCAAUGCGGGCACCAAUGGAAAUGCUGAUCGUCUUACUCGGGACCGCGAAACUGGAAGCAGCUAUAGAUUGGCUAGUCUAGACCGUCUUGCUGUUAGACAACGUAUUCUAGAUGGAGAAAAAGCCAACGGGGAUAUUGCUAAUUCGAUGCAAACAAAGCGCGAGUUGUUUUUUAAAGGCGAGAGUGGAUUGACGACGUCGCCGUCCGUACCGUCUGUUCCGCCUCCACAGCCACCAAGCGCAAUGUCGACCACAUCAACUGGAGCAACAAUAACAUCGUCAACAACAACCGGAGCGGCAACAAUAAUAACCGCGACAACAACAAUGACAACGUCUGUGCCAUCCUCAACAGUACCGCCAGUGGCGUCUGUCAAGCCACGAUUGCCCUCUAAUAUUAGUGUCGACCAAGAAGACAGCAACAAACGUGACAAUCGUGACAGUAAUAAAGAGUCUGCCCUACAAAUUCAUUUACGUCCAGCUGCUCUACCAUCGAAACCACGUGAACCAGAUGGUUAUGUUGGAUUUGCUAAUCUGCCUAAUCAAGUUUAUCGCAAAGCCGUAAAAAAGGGAUUUGAAUUUACUCUUAUGGUUGUCGGCGAGUCUGGAUUGGGUAAAUCAACCCUCAUAAACUCACUUUUUCUUACGGAUGUUUAUAGUGCUGAAUAUCCAGGUCCUAGUCUACGGGUUAAAAAAACAGUCGCUGUUGAAACAAGCAAAGUUUUAUUAAACGAAAACGGAGUUAAUUUAACGCUAACUGUUGUCGAUACUCCGGGUUUUGGUGACGCUGUUGACAAUAGUAAUUGUUGGGUUCCAGUAAUAGAAUAUAUCGAAAGUAAGUACGAGGAGUUUUUAAAUGCAGAGUCACGUGUUGUGAGAAAACAAAUACCCGACAGUCGUGUGCACUGCUGUCUUUACUUUGUCGCGCCAUCGGGUCACGGAUUAAAACCGUUGGAUGUUGAAUUCAUGCAACGGCUACAUGACAAAGUAAACAUUAUUCCAAUCAUCGCGAAAGCUGAUACAAUGACUCCUGAAGAGUGCGGACAAUUUAAGAAACAAAUCUUAAAUGAAAUAGCCCAGCAUAAAAUAAAAAUUUACGAGUUCCCUGAGCUUGAAGAAGAGGAAGAAAAUAAAUUCCACAAGCUUUUGAGGGACAGAGUGCCAUUUGCUGUUGUAGGUGCGAAUACUGUAAUUGAAGUUGAUGGUAAAAAAGUACGGGGGCGUAAAUAUCCAUGGGGUGUUGCCGAAGUUGAAAAUCUCGAACAUUGUGAUUUCAUUGCUCUUCGUAACAUGGUCAUCAGGACGCACUUGCAAGAUCUCAAGGACGUUACAAAUAACGUUCACUAUGAAAACUUCCGUUGCCGCACCCUAGCUGGUGUCGGAGUCGACGGCAAACCGACAAGGAUUUCUAAUAAGAAUCCAUUAGCACAAUUAGAAGAAGAGAAAAGAGAGCACGAUGCGAAAAUGAAGAAAAUGGAAUCGGAAAUGGAGCAAGUGUUUGAGAUGAAAGUUAAAGAAAAAAAACAAAAGCUCAGAGAUUCUGAGGCUGAUUUGCAAAGAAGACACGAACAAAUGCGACGAUCUCUAGAACAACAACUACGUGAAUUAGAAGACAAAAGACGCGCCUUUGAAGCAGAGAGACAAGUCUGGGAGCAACAAACUGGACAAAGUAUCGAAGAAUUACGGAGACGAAGUUUGGAUGCCAAUUCUAAAGAGACUGUCGAUGGCAAGGACAAAAAAAGCAAGAAAAAAGGACUCUUCUAAAGUUAACCUACCCCACCAAAAAUAAUAAAAAUUUAUUAAUAAACAAUAAAGAAAAAAAAUUAAUUAAAGACUUCCGCUUAAAAGUCACUAGCAGCAAUCACAAAUCGGUCUCUCUAGCCAGUAAAUAUUUAAAAUUUUAUUUUAUUGAUUACAUAUUAUUGUCGAAUAAUAACUAAACAAUAUAAGAAAAAAUACUUUGAUAAAACUUGGAUAAACUUUUUUAUAAAAACAAAAAAUAAUAAUUAAUUGUAGCUUUAUUUUGAAAGCUAGAUUUUGUACGACUUUUUUUUUUAGUAUUUAUUUUUUCAUUAAUCAGUAUCAUGUGUAAUCUAUUUAUGAGUAUUUACUAGAUUGUGUGAAUUAUUAUAAAUUAUAAUUAAUUUAAUAAUUUAGUUAUUUAAUUAUUGACUAGAGUAUCAAUUAAAUAGAAUUGAGCCAUCCAAAUAAAAUAGGAUUGUCCAGUUAAAUGCUUGUGCAUUUAACCGAAAUAUUUUUUUCCCGCACAAUAUAUUUAUUUUUAAAUAAAUAAAAAUUAUAAAUAUUUGAAUAAAUCAUGAAUUUAAAAAUACAGUAAAAAAUCAGUUGAACUGAAACAAUUAUUAUUAUUAGUAAUUAAUAAUUAAUAAAUUUAAUUAGUACAUACAUAUAUAUAUAUAUAUAUAUAUAUAAAUGAAUAAUGUGUGACAUCUUUGUAAGAAAUAAGAUUUUUUUUAUUGUAUAACUCACUAGCUAUUUAUUUUCUAUUAAUUUUUAUAUCGAUCCAUUAAUUAAAAUUACGUAAUAAUUAUUUAAGUAUUGUAAGCAUUAGCAUUCAUACGUUACAUUAAAUAAAAAUAUUUUGAAAUCAUUUGUAAGCCUUUAGUACAAUAUGCUCAAGCAUUAGCAUUCGAAAAAAAAAUAUCAUUGUUAUUAAUUUAAUAAAUAAAUAUAAUAAUGCAUUGUACAUUACUGCCAUUGCAUUAAAUUUGUUUUAUUAAAAUUACUAGUUAGAUAAUUGAAAUUAUAAAUAAAGUAAAAGUCCCAAUUAUUGACAUCGAUUUUUUUCGUUAAUUAUUAAUUAAUAAUUUUAUAAGAGUGAAUGCAGCAGACAUACAAAUUUAAAACUACGCAGUAAAAAACGGAUCGUCAAAGUGUAAAAAAAAGCGUGUAUUAAAAUUUUGUGUUGAAUUUUUAACACUUUGGGUGUCAAUUUAACACACAGUAUUUAUCUUGUUUGAACUGUUGCAAUCGAUCGAUUUUUUAACACACUAAAAUGUUAUUUUAUACGAAAGUAAUACUUUUUAUAUGUUGAUGUCAAAUUAACACAUGAAAUAUGUUAAGAAUAAUAUCACAAAAAAAUUCUUGAAAAAUUUUGUACUUUUAACGACUACGAGUGUAACUCUCAACACUCGACAUGUUAAAAUAACAUAUAAAUAAGUGUAUGUUUGUUUUUCACACGAUAUGUGUUAAUUUUGAUAAUACUGAAGUUAGCUGACAUAAUAAUUUUUGAAUUUAUUUUAGAAACGAUAAAUCAUAGAAAAAAAUUUUUUUCAAAAAAUUGCACCUUUAGUUUUUUAAAUUUUCUACAAGUGCAUAUUUUUAGUUUUUUUAUAUUUUUGUAAAUUAUUUGUUAGAAAAAUUCGAAAAAUUUUAAUUGUCUUCUAACUGCAGGAUUAUUUAAUUUUGACGAAUCCUUUUUUA